UAUCUAUUUUUUAUAAAGCAUAACGUAACUCAGCGUGUACACUAAAGUAAACGGUUGGGUAAUUUCGAUCGAUUUCACCCACUUGUGAAGACAAAAACAAUGUAAUAGCUGACGUGGUUUGUACACAUGCGCAGUGUGUUCCAGUGUUUUUAAAAUAAACCCACUCGUUACGAGACAUGGCGUCAAAGCUCCUCAGCAAAGACAACACCCUGGCAAUGAGGAGAAAGUUAAUCGGGCAAUCGUGCAGACUUUUUUAUUCAGACGAUCCGGUUAAGAUUGUGAGGGCGAGGGGACAAUAUCUGUUUGACGAGAAGGGACAGCGCUAUUUGGACUGUAUCAGCAAUGUCCAUCACGUGGGCCACUGCCACCCCAGCGUUACAAAGGCUGCGUCAGAACAGAUGGACCUUCUGAACACCAACACCAGAUUCCUGCACGACAACUUAGUCCUGUAUGCAGACCGCCUGGCUGCCACCUUGCCCGACAGACUUUCGGUCUUCUACUUUGUCAACUCCGGCUCCGAGGCCAAUGAUCUGGCUCUGCGCCUGGCCCAGCAGUACACCCAACACGAGGACGUCAUCGUUCUCGACCAUGCCUACCACGGUCAUCUCAUGUCCCUCAUCGACAUCAGUCCCUACAAGUUCCGGAAACUGACCGGACAAAAAGAAUGGGUCCAUGUGGCACCUUUACCGGACACCUACAGAGGUGUGUACAAGGACAAGCCCGAUCCAGGACAAGCGUAUGCCGAUACAGUCAAAGACUUGAUAGAGGAGGUGCACCUCAAAGGUCGAAAGAUUUCAGCCUUCUUUGCUGAAUCCAUGCCGAGCGUGGGCGGACAACUGGUUUUGCCCCAAGGCUACUCAGCCAAAGUUGCAGAGUACGUGCACGCAGCAGGCGGAGUGUUCGUGGCCGACGAGGUGCAGACAGGCUUCGGACGCACGGGGAGUCACUUUUGGGCUUUUCAGCUGCAAGGUGCAGAUUUCUGCCCGGACAUAGUGACCAUGGGCAAACCCAUGGGCAACGGGCAUCCUGUAGCGUGUGUGGUGACUACGGCGGAGAUAGCAGGAGCUUUCACUGACAACGGUGUGGAGUAUUUCAAUACGUUUGGCGGUAAUCCAGUGUCAUGUGCCAUCGGUCUGGCUGUUCUUGACGUGAUAGAAAAAGAAGACUUGAGAGGAAAUGCCACAAGGGUUGGCAAACAUCUUAAGGAUUUGCUGUCAACGCUUAAAAGCAGACAUCAAAUUAUUGGAGAUGUAAGAGGAGAGGGACUUUUUGUUGGUGUCGAGCUGGUUGAAGACAGACAACUCAUGACACCUGCCACUAAAGUUGCAGCACAACUGGUUAAAAGGCUUAAGUUGGAGGAUCGCAUCUGUGUGAGCACGGACGGCCCCUGGGACAGCGUGGUGAAGUUUAAACCUCCCAUGUGCUUCAGUAUGGAGGACGCUGAGCUGGUGGUGCAAUGUAUCGACCGCAUUCUCACAGACAUGGAAGCCAGCCACUGAUGUGAAACUAGGAAAGGAAGACAUCUAAUGAAAGGAAUCAGCAGCCAUUUUGCAAUACUGUUAAUGUAUGCAGAAUCCAUUUGAAGGAAUCACCCACAGACAUCUCUACACUGUUACCUUUGCAGAUUGUGUAACAGAUAUGCAAGUAAAUUGUUAUAUAAAUUAGCAACAGUAAAAAAAUAAAUUUCUUCUAUCAGUACUGCUCAGACAAAUCUUUUCAAUGCACAUUAAUAUAAACACUUACCCGACCACACUCACACUACUUAUGUUCAAGUAUUGCAGUUUCACAUCUAGGGGGUUGACAUUUAACACUGCAGGUGGUGAAGCCCUCUCCCGCAGCUUCCAAAAGGGGCCUCCGUCGCGAUGUUCACAUUACUCCGGCUAUAUUGAGCAAGCCAUUUAACAGUACAAUCAAUACAGUUAACAUUAUCUUUACAAAUAAUAACAGUAAGAUCCAUUUGUAAUAUAAAUCAAAAGUUUAUUUCUACCAAUUUGCCCAAGACACUAGAGGAAUGAGUAUCCAGUGAGAGAGGGAGAUACCCUCUUACAUUUAACAGGCUUGCGUUCAGUUGAGUUACACGAGUAAAGCCACUUAAAAAUUGCAAACACGAACGGGGAAGAAACUCCUUAAAAGCCAAAAAACAAAAUGGAGAAGGAAAAAAAAAAAAAAAGAUGCUGGUUGUCUUUUUACCAAGCCAUCUGCAAACAUUCAUUACAAGUUUACAAUGAACCCUUUAGUUUCAAUCCUUUGUUUUGUCUCACCCAUGCAACUUGUAUCCAACACCCAGCACAGGGGGAACAUAACUAAAGAUCUAGUACACUGGAAAAAAAAAAGCCUAAUUUGUUUUAUUUGUGAGCUUUAAAAGCUCUUGCUGUUUUGUCUGUAUAUCCAGUAGACAUGUAAAAAUACAACCAUACAAUACAUUAGAUUCAAAAGGUACCAAAAAGUACAGUAAAAAUAACACUUCCAUCACUGGAAAUGUAAAUGGACACAAAACAAUAUAAAAUAAAAGUGGAAAAGUGACAUUUGCUUCCCCAGUUCCUCACUUGAUCUGUACAAAUGGAGCAUGAGUCCAAAUUUUCUGCCAACUCCAAAGGAAAAGCCAGAGCCCAAGGUCGCUGUGGUCUGACCAUGGAUCUCUUUUUCUUAUUUACGUUAGACCUUAAGAGAGAAACACGUUGCUUAACGUUACUGAGAAUAAACCAAAUUUGAGCAGUUACAAAGACAUAACAGUUGCAUGAAUGAGUUAAACAGAUCGGUGAAUAGACAAGACUUUGAACCGAAAGCAAUUACACCUAGGUGAAACGUCCUAUUCUUAACCACCACCAGCUCAACCCGUAUCGAUCAAGUAGUGUUUGUAGGGAUGCAUCUUAGGGUGAUGAUAGGUGGAAUGGAUCCAGACCCCCAUCAAAACAAGCUACCCUAGCCCCCACCACAAUGUUGGAAUGGAAUUAAGAGUAGAUGAGGAUUUUUUUGGGAGA
This is a messenger RNA of Nerophis ophidion (straightnose pipefish), 2981 nucleotides long. It is a transcript of the gene phykpl, whose product is annotated as 5-phosphohydroxy-L-lysine phospho-lyase. The record is from RefSeq and is a predicted model, not a curated record. Gene Ontology annotation, cellular component: mitochondrion. The transcript is spliced from 13 exons. Bases 177 to 1499 code for a protein of 440 amino acids. NCBI's taxonomy places the organism in Eukaryota, Metazoa, Chordata, Actinopteri, Syngnathiformes, Syngnathidae. Gene Ontology annotation, molecular function: pyridoxal phosphate binding; transaminase activity.